Molecule: messenger RNA, 771 nt
Organism: Vicia villosa (hairy vetch)
Lineage: Eukaryota; Viridiplantae; Streptophyta; Magnoliopsida; Fabales; Fabaceae
Exons: 3
Coding region: 98-412 (104 amino acids)
Cellular component (GO): membrane
Molecular function (GO): glycosyltransferase activity
Source: RefSeq, a predicted model, not a curated record
UCUUUUCUCUCUUCUCUCUUCUCAAACCCUAAAAGUGGCUGAACAAGCAAAACCUAGAACACGCCUCCCCGCCGUCCAAACAGUAUACCAACUAUGUAUGUAUAAGAACAUACCGGAAAAGAGAAAUCUUGUGUUUCGCAAGCUAGGGAUUUUGUUGAGGGGGAACUCGAGGAUGUGCUUUUCUGCAUUUCCAUCCAUUGAAACAGAGGUUGUUUUUAGAGAUACUUUGAACACACCAGUAGUUAUGUCAUCGAAUCGAAAAAUUGCUUUCAUGUUUUUAACGCUGGGUUCUCUACCGUUUAAAAAAUUAUGGGAUAACUUCUUCCAAGGUCAUGAAGGGAAGUUAUCCAUUUAUGUGCACGAGUAUCGGACCAAACCAAUUCAUGUGAGCCGUAACUUUGUUGAUGGUUGAUGCAGAGCGACGACUCCUGGCAAAUGCACUACAAAAUCAUCAUAACGAGCACUUUGUUUUACUUUCUGGUUGAUUUUUUCUUUUACUGUGUUCUUGAUUAAUACGCUACUUACAUUUUGAUUUUAGCUUUCGUGAUCCUGGUCCCCUUGGCAAUGGCAGAUAUCAGAACGCACGUUACCUAAAGUCGAGAUUAAGGACUUCAGAAUGGGUGCUCAGGUACAUUUUUGCAUCAACGACCCGUUUGAAUUGAUUUAUUCGUACUCAAAUAGUAAAGUUUUGUACCAAAACUGUGUUUAAGAUCGAUAAUUUUUACAGUAGUUCUAACAGCAACAUGCUAUUAUGGUAAUGGCGAAUCACUU